Messenger RNA from Ceratotherium simum simum (southern white rhinoceros), 942 nucleotides. Its product is annotated as olfactory receptor 1J4-like. Gene Ontology annotation, biological process: G protein-coupled receptor signaling pathway. Gene Ontology annotation, cellular component: membrane. The record is from RefSeq and is a predicted model, not a curated record. NCBI's taxonomy places the organism in Eukaryota, Metazoa, Chordata, Mammalia, Perissodactyla, Rhinocerotidae. Gene Ontology annotation, molecular function: olfactory receptor activity; G protein-coupled receptor activity.
AUGAGGAGGCAGAAUCAGAGCAGUGUGUCUGAAUUCUUCCUACUGGGGCUCCCCAUCCCACCAGAGCAAAAGGGCAUGUUCUUUGCUCUGUUCCUGGGCACGUACCUGACCACAGUGCUGGGAAACCUGCUCAUCAUCCUACUCCUCAGGCUGGACUCUCACCUCCACACCCCCAUGUACUUCUUCCUCAGCCACUUGGCCCUCACGGAUGUUUCCUUCUCAUCUGUCACUGUCCCAAAGAUGCUGUUAAACAUGCAGACUCAGCACCUAUCCAUCUCCUAUCCAGGGUGUAUUUCACAGAUGUAUUUUUACAUACUUUUUGGGUGUGUGGAUAAUCUCCUUCUUGCAGUGAUGGCAUAUGACAGGUACGUGGCCAUCUGUCACCCCCUACACUAUACCACCAUCAUGAGGGAGGGGCUGUGUGUGCUACUGGUCGCUGGUUCCUGGAUUCUCUCCUGUGGCAGUGCCCUCCUGCACACGCUCCUCCUAGCCCAGGUGUCCUUCUGUGCUGACAACAUUAUACCCCACUUUUUCUGCAGCCUCCCCAUUCUACUCAAGCUGUCCUGCUCAAAUACGUCUCUCAAUGAGCUGGUUGUAUUCACUGCAGGGGCUGCAGUUGUCGUUUUUCCAUUGAGUGGUAUCCUGGUCUCUUAUGGCCACAUUGGGGCCUCUAUCCUGAGGGCCCCUUCUAACAAAAGGAUCUGCAAAGCCUUGUCCACGUGUGGCUCCCACCUCUCUGUUGUGUCUCUAUUCUAUGGAACAAUUAUAGCACUGUACCUUUCCUCCUCCUCGAGCAACUCCAAUGACAGAGACGUGAUUGCCUCACUGAUGUAUACAGUGGUGACCCCCAUGUUGAACCCCUUCAUCUACAGCCUAAGGAAUAGAGACAUGAAAUUGGCUCUGGGGUUUCUUUUCAGAAACAAUAGCCUUUUUGCCAAGUGA